AGUAAACAUGACAGAUAACGUUGCAUUUCACAGUCGAUCGCUUUCAGAAACCAAACAAAAGAAAAUUUGCACCAAAAUUCCCAAAAGUUUACAAAGUCCUGUUUGUUUUGUCAGUUUUACUACUAAGUUUACGGUGCAACCUUUGCUGGAAGGUCUUAGUUGCGAAGCGAAAAUAUUAUGCAUACGGUGGUAGUAGAAAACGUGAGCUGAUUCGAAUCGACAAGCAAGGGCUGAUAACAAUUCCAUACUUCAUCAAAAAUAUGAGGUAAUUUUUCGCAUUGGGGACAAACAAUGAAAAUGUUCGACCGACCCAGAUGUCGCGAUUGGAGUCCUCUGUCUACUCAGCAACUUCGCCUACGUAGUUUGAUACAAAUUUCCGGGCACAACAUCGUAUGCGACCGCCCGAAAUGCACGGUGUAUUUCACCCUACAUACGACGACAAUGUCCGCUCCGUUCUACACCAGCGAAAAACUGGACAUCCAUAGUAACAUCAUAUGGCCGGAGAUAAACUGUCCAAUGACGGUGAAAUCCUCGUUGCGUUGCGUUUGUGUCCGUGUGUGGCAGCAUAACACUAGAAGCCAGGACGAGGCAGGAGCCUGUUUAGAGAAUGAAGAUAAACUGUUGUUCCUUUGGGGCGUGUACUUUUCUGGCCUGGUUCCGUUGGCAAGGCGAAGCGAGAAGCGACUCAAAGAAAACACCCUAGUUUUUCAAAUGCACGGUGGUUAUUUUACAUCGGCCGAGUACAUUCUGGACGGCGAGGAAGAGAACCGGUCCGCUUCGGUGGCUCCGGCGAAAACACCAACGGCCAACAGUGAUGGCACCCAGUUAGGCUUACUACCGGCCGUCAACAAUGAUCCGCUCUGUGAUAAUAGCAGUAGUUCCCCUAGUUGGUAUUCUCCUAGUAGUGCGUUAAACGUGGAAUGCAAAAUAUCCAAAAUUGGAGGUGGCUUAUCCUCAACCUUAUCCUUGGGACAACAGUUGCGCUCCAGCUCUCCAGACGAACAGUCGCUUUUCAUAGUUCGAACCACGGUUAGCCCGACUCCAACGGAGGUCGAAACAAACCUGAAAAUUCGAUAUCUUUUCAUGGAAUUCUUCAAAGCGGAAGUCAGACCUAGCUAUAACAUACAGCGGCUUCUCGCAGUGCAAGAGCGUCAACGCCGGAUACGAUACGAGAGCGAAAGCGCAAAAGAAUUAACCGACCGGAUCUGCAUGAAAUCUGCGUACUGUCUUAACUUGGAACUAUUUUCUGACAAGCAGUUGGUUUACCGCUCCUCCCUCAGUUCCCAGCAAAACCGGAGUGGCAUGGGCAAACAGCUGAGCCGCUUGCUCUACCAAGAAAAAGAGCCUAUCAAACCGGAAAUACUACUAAAAGCGCAAGAGCUCCGAAGACAGAUCGAGCGAGCCCGAUUCCGGUGCCGGAUAUUGGCCCAGGAGAAGGAACGCCUUAGGGGCAGCAUACGACAGCUGCAGCAGAAGCUGAACCAAAUGAUCGAUGCUAAUAUCGAAACGGAAUCGACACUGAUGGAAAGCUAUCGGAACUAUGGCAAAGAAAAAGAGGUUCUAUAUCAACAGAAACUAGCGUAUGCCAACGAAAAAGAGUGCUAUCAGGAGUUACGGGAAAAGGUGCUGAUUGCUCGACAUAGGCUAUUGAGAGGCCUCAACGAAAUCUACUGUAUAACUAAGAACAAUAAUGGAACUUGUACAGUUAACGACAUUGCUCUGCCUAAUGCUGAGUCGUAUACGGACGCAACUCCGGCGCUGGCACUGAGCGUUGCUUUGGGCUAUGUUGCACAUGCUGUGAUGAUGUGUUCUUCAAUAUUGAAUAUUCCACUACGGAAUCCUAUAAAAUACGAAGGAUCACGAUCGAAAAUGGUCGACUGCAUCAAAGUUCUACCAACGGCUGAUCGAGAGUUCCCACUGUACAGUCGGUCGGGCCCUCCGACUAACGCUCUGCUCUACGCGGUGUUCCUCCUCAAUCAGAACAUUUCACAGUUGAAGUACUAUCUGUGCCUGAGCCGUGGAGAUCCCCGUGCAACGUUGGCAAACCUGUACGACAUUCUCAAUGUUCCGUCGAUUAACGUUUUGGGCCGCAGCAUCGAGGAACCCUUCCAGGCUGUCCCAACGAACAUAUCCGGCUCAUCUUCGGUGAACUUGGACGUACCGGAUGCUUUCAAUCAGCUUUCGGUCACCGAUUUGAAAGAAACCAAAUCUAGUACUAGAAUAUCCCGUUCGGUUGAUACGUAUAGCGAUUCAAGUAGAGAGGACGAAAAAAGGAACGGUAAAUUCGCUUCGGACCCCAUUUUAGCACAGGGACAGCUGCAAGUGACCGGUUUCGAGAAGAAGAAAAAUAUUUAAAUCGGCUGCCCGGCCUUAAAGAAAAUGUAGUUUGACAAUUGUGAAUUCAAUUUCUGUGUAUCACGUAAACAACUGUUGGCGAAUUUAUUUAUUGGACUUAUUUAUUGAAAAUUUUGCAUUCGAAAUUCUCGGUUAAAUAUGUAAAUGUGUUAGUUAUAGCGGGACAGUUGAAUAUAAGUAGUUCAAAAAGUAUAAAUAA
Molecule: messenger RNA, 2554 nt
Organism: Aedes albopictus (Asian tiger mosquito)
Lineage: Eukaryota; Metazoa; Arthropoda; Insecta; Diptera; Culicidae
Gene: Uvrag
Product: UV radiation resistance-associated gene protein
Exons: 6
Coding region: 292-2355 (687 amino acids)
Biological process (GO): SNARE complex assembly
Cellular component (GO): endosome; lytic vacuole
Molecular function (GO): SNARE binding
Source: RefSeq, a predicted model, not a curated record